ACGCGUGUCUGCGCAGAGGAACCUUCUCACACUCCACACGAGUUUUCGGUGCGUUUUCGGCGAGCUUUCCACGGCGGUGCGUGAAUGUGCGUCGUGUAUGUGCGUAACGACGGGUUGAGACGGGUUGUUGGGUGACACGAGCGGUGACAAGCACCGGGGAAGUUCGAAGGUUUCGUGAGUUGCUAAGAAAACGGAAGAAAAAAACAAAAGGACCUCUUUGGUGUCUAUUCGGUUUACGAAGCGCGUGCGAUCGAUCAGUGAAGCCACUCUUCGGCGGCUGUGAACGUGCGUGAAUUGUAGCGGAAACAGAAGGAAAACCCGGAGAAAGAAUCCACUCAGCAUGGCCAUGAACUGGCGAAAUCGUGUGAACAUGUUAUCCCUCGGGAUCGUGCUGCUUGCCGUUACGACAAACGGAGUCCGCGUUCAGCAACACACAUCGAGAAGAUUCAAAGAUGAAGGCUUCACUCGAGAUCAGACGCCGGCCUCUUCCUGGUGGAACUCACACCUGUCCGAGCCGCCAAGCAAGAACUUCUUCCAGGCGACUCACGGUCUGCUUCAGACGCACCCGUCGGUGUCGCUGAAACCGUCGGCCCAGCCGUUAACGUCGGGAUCUCGGUCCCCGGUUGUCGCCUCGGCCGGACCCGGAGCCCUCAACAGUGGGUUUCCGUCCAUUGCCAAUCCCAACCCGCGGUCACCGUUUCGCCAUCUUGACUUCAGCACCAGCGCAACGGCGGAACUCCGUCGGAAUCCCAGCCUUUCGGCACCGGACGAGUGUGCGCGGGCGUGCCGCGAGGGCGAACCGCCAAGGAUUUGCUACUACCACUUCACCGUGGAGUACUACACCGUACUUGGAGCGGCCUGCCAGGUGUGCACACCGAACGCUACCAACACCGUCUGGAGCCACUGUCAGUGCGUUCUGGCCGAUGGUGUCGAGAGGGGCAUCCUCACCGUGAACCGCAUGAUCCCCGGGCCGAGCAUACAGGUGUGCGAGAACGAUCGCGUCGUAAUCGACGUCGAAAACCACAUGGAGGGUAUGGAGCUGACGAUCCACUGGCACGGUAUCUGGCAGCGGGGCACGCAGUACUACGACGGCGUACCGUUCGUCACCCAGUGCCCUAUUCAGCAGGGCAACACCUUCCGUUAUCAAUGGACCGGAAAUGCAGGAACACACUUCUGGCACGCACACACCGGGUUGCAGAAGCUGGACGGUCUGUACGGUAGCAUUGUGGUCCGACAGCCACCGUCGCGCGAUCCCAACUCGCACCUCUACGACUUUGAUCUGACCACGCACAUCAUGCUGGUGAGCGACUGGCUGCACGAGGACGCUGCCGAGCGUUACCCAGGGCGGCUGGCCGUCAACACCGGCCAGGAUCCUGAAUCGCUGCUCAUCAACGGUAAAGGACAGUUCCGUGAUCCAAAUACGGGCUUCAUGACCAACACGCCGCUCGAGAUCUUCACCAUCACCCCCGGCCGCCGGUAUCGGUUCCGCAUGAUCAACGCGUUCGCGUCCGUCUGUCCGGCGCAGGUUACCAUCGAGGGGCACGCCUUGACCGUCAUCGCCACAGACGGUGAACCCGUGCAUCCGGUGCAAGUCAACACCAUCAUCUCGUUCUCAGGAGAACGUUACGAUUUCGUCAUCACUGCCGACCAGCCGGUCGGUGCGUACUGGAUUCAGCUUCGUGGUCUCGGAGAGUGCGGAAUCAAGCGCGCCCAGCAGCUGGCUAUCCUUCGGUACGCGCGUGGCCCCUAUCAGCCUGUCUCGCCCCCUCCCACGUACGAUGUCGGUCUGCCACAGGGCGUUGUCAUGAAUCCGCUCGAUGCUCAGUGCAACGUCCAGCGCGACGAUGCCAUCUGUGUGAGUCAGCUGAAAAACGCCAAGGAGAUCGACCGGGCGCUACUGCAGGAGAAACCAGACGUUAAGAUUUUUCUGCCGUUCCGCUUCUAUCUCUACCGCCCGGAGGAACUGUUCCAGCCGAACACCUACAACCGUUUCCUGGUUGCCCCAACCGGAGACCAUGUGAUUUCACUGAUCGACGAAAUCUCCUACCUGUCCGCACCGGCCCCACUUCUGUCGCAGUUCGACGAUAUCAACCCGGAGCAAUUCUGUAACGGUGACAAUCGGCCAGCCGACUGUGGAGCAAACUGCAUGUGCACGCACAAGGUCGACAUCCCGCUGAACGCCAUCGUGGAGGUUGUGCUGGUCGAUGAAGUCCAACAACCGAACCUUAGUCAUCCGUUCCAUUUGCACGGUUACGCGUACAACGUGAUCGGUAUUGGGCGCUCGCCGGACUCCAACGUCAAGAAGAUCAACCUCAAGCACGCGCUCGACCUCGAUCGGCGUGGUCUGCUGCACCGACAGUAUAAUCUGCCACCUUUGAAGGAUACGAUCGCGGUCCCCAACAACGGCUACGUCGUACUGCGAUUCCGUGCCGACAAUCCAGGAUUCUGGCUGUUCCACUGUCACUUCCUGUUCCACAUCGUAAUAGGAAUGAAUCUAAUCCUGCAGGUCGGCACCCUGGCCGAUCUGCCGCCUGUGCCACCAAACUUCCCAACCUGCGGUGAUCACUUGCCGCCCGUCAACUGAGCGCUCGCUUCCCGAUACCCCUAGAAGUAACCUCACUUUCCCAGCAUCUUUCCGCGUCCCCCUGCUCGAAAGGAAGGCACAAGUCAAGCCAUCUAACCCGAGCCGCAGAAGAAUGUUGGCGAAAGAUUUGCAACAGGAAAAAAGCUCAAUUGUUUCUCGAUUCAUUCGCGACCCUUAACACGCUAAACGUUUUAAACAUUUACUCUAAAGGCAACAGCUAGGUAGCGCCCAGCCUCAGCGAUAUUCGGGACCGUUACCCAGAGAGAAAGAGAGGGAGAGGGAGAGAGAUUUGAACUUUGAUCGAAAUAUUGGUUUUAUGUGUCCAGUCACUCACAUGUAGUUUUCGGAUUCUAUGUGCCAGAUUCGAAUCCGAGCACUGUAAGCACGGGAACGCGCUUUCAAUCGCCACUUAAAUACUCUUGCUAAGCUGCAGCAGACUCCAGGUCAAGGCCUGCGGUGUACGGGGCAGUUUUAUUGGAAAGGCGUUUAAACUUUUAAUUUUAUUACGUUUUUUUUUUGUUCAUUAGUGUGGCAUCAUGACUUUACAUACGAGUUUUUUUAUUUUGUAAUUUAUAGCGCAAAGCUUACCGUAUUUAAGUAAAUUAAUUUGUAGGCUAGAGUAGAGCACCAGAUUGGCGAUCGGCAAUUCGCUUAUCUGUUAACCGACGGUUAUGGAGAACAACGAAGCCAACAAGCCACCAGGCACGAUUGAUACGAUUGCUACAUUCCGCGGUGGGCCGGGAAAGUUGACAAGCCACCCCAACUUUCCAUUCAAAUCAAACUUAUUCCCAGUCUUUUACGGAUGCGAUAUGAUCCUGGCAGCGGCAAGCCCUGAACUGGAUAACAUACAUGAACACACACACUCACCAGCGUGCAUACUGAUUAAAUAUUGACCCCAUUUUCACAACACAGAGCACUAUGACGACGUAGCUCCGAAAAGAGCUAGUGCCGUUUGUGGCUUUCGUUGGACGCCAUAUUUAAAGGAUAACAUCCGUUUCGAGUUUUGUUGCGUGAGCUUCACGUAGCUGCUACAUCAUUCGUUCUUUUCUGAUACUGAUUUAAAUUUUGUUUUUAUAGUAGUGAAUGUAGUUUUUCUCUAUUCUUACAUUCUUCGCUUCACAGAUUUUCGUUUUUUCUCGUUGUUUGCUCAUUUUUUGUUUGUUUUUUAUUCUUUUUCAGCAGAACUGAGCUUAUCGAGCAAGAAGCGAAAACAUACAAUUGAAAGCAUAAAGUUAUUUUACUCCAACACUCACCUCAUUCACAGACACUGUAACGCCCCUCAAAUACCGAUAAGCCUUGCCUCAAAACGCUCCUGGCCUAUGGAUAGUUUGUAAAUAUUUGAUAAUACUCAGCGGUUCUGAUCUAUAGAAAAAUACGGUAGCAGAUCCUGCCUUACUGCCUAACAUCAUCAUACACUGUUGUCUUACCUUCUACGCCUGUUUCGGAUUUCCUCAUCCUGUUUAGAAUGGACAGCAUUCAUUGUAAAUACUCAAAGCAUCACGAUCCUCACUUUCCCUCGGGGACAGAGCGUAAUGCGCCAUCGACACACACAUUUUGCCCCUCUGUCAACCUCUAUCACUUCGCUGUGUAAUAUAAAUGGCUCACAUUGUGUGUACCUUACUUUUUCGCUUCAAACUCUAUAAUCAUUGUGUAAAAUCGGCAGCACGCAUAAAAUACGUACGAAUAGUCGCGCGCAAGUCAAAACUCAGAAUGAGAUUUACAAAUCAGCCCCGGAUUAGCAGCUCUUCUACAAUCCUCAACCCGCUUGCGGCGUUACCAUGUAUGAAACAUAUAAAUAAAUCUACGGUAAAUCGAAAGUUCAAACACAAUUCAAGCUAUUGUGCCUAAAGUACGUUGUGUGAACCAGCUACGUAUAAA
This is a messenger RNA of Anopheles cruzii, 4462 nucleotides long. RefSeq lists its product as uncharacterized. The record is from RefSeq and is a predicted model, not a curated record. Bases 341 to 2584 code for a protein of 747 amino acids. Gene Ontology annotation, cellular component: plasma membrane. Gene Ontology annotation, biological process: iron ion transport. The transcript is spliced from 9 exons. Gene Ontology annotation, molecular function: copper ion binding; oxidoreductase activity. NCBI's taxonomy places the organism in Eukaryota, Metazoa, Arthropoda, Insecta, Diptera, Culicidae.